UAGUAACCCAGUUUCCUUUACACGUGUAUAAAUACACUGUAAUGAUACCGAUGCCAUAUUUCACCGGAGAUCGGCAGACAAACAGCUAUGCAGAGUUUUACCGACUACAGUAGAUUGACGUCACUGUAUCAGGACGUUUCACGAAUGGCGGUACCGACGUCACAACUGACGUCAAGUCACCCGUUUACGUCACUGAUGCCGGGAACUGGUUCUUUUGUAGAUGGAAUUAUGGGUCGCUACUACGAGCCUUUAAUGCAGUUGAGGCGGAGCGCUGUUGGUGGAAGCAAGCCGAAGGUGGCUACGCCCGAGGUGGUGGAGAAGAUAGAGGGGUACAAGCGGGAUAAUCCAACCAUCUUUGCCUGGGAGAUCAGAGACACUCUCCUCACAGACGGAGUGUGCAGUACUCACAAUGUGCCAAGUGUCAGCUCUAUAAACCGGAUAUUGCGUAACAGGGCGGCUGAACGAGUAGCCCUAGAGUACACGAAGAUCGCAUCGAGGUCGCUGCUUCAUAUGUAUUCGCCAAUGUGGAACCUUGCAUCACCACUUGACUACACAUGCGCAUUGGGUUCACCUGGUUCUUCCGGUGUGAUGGAAGAAAAUAAAUUGAAUACCUCCUCCGAAGUAGAUCCAAAUGAGGAUAUAUCCGUUGACGACAAAGAUGAGAGUUAUGGCUUGUUGCCAUCAGACGACAGUCGCGUGCAGACGAAACUCCGCCGAAACCGCACCACAUUCUCCCAGGAACAACUUGACGUUCUAGAACGAGAAUUCUCCAAGAGCCACUAUCCAGGAGUGUGUACGCGCGAAGACCUUGCCGCCAAAACUAGCCUUUCCGAGGCAAGGGUUCAAGUCUGGUUCUCAAACAGAAGGGCAAAAUGGCGACGACAACAGCGGGUGAGUUUCCUGCAGACGUCCCGACAGAUGAUCAUGCAACUUCCGCUUCUUCCGUUACCGAGGAAACACGUCGUAUGUAUGGACACAUCGACGUCACGAACAUCCCCAAUUGCUUCAUCGAUGACGUCAUCACUUGCACUUGGCAGUUCUUCGUCUGCGUUUGACAGAUUGGAAUUCAGAUCUAAGGAAUAAACUGGGACAUAAUAUUUUUAACAAUAGAAUGUUUAUGAUCAGUCUGUGCCUGUGGUGUGUGCAUCAUGUGACUGUUGGCUACACAAUAUAGUAUGUAUGUGUCUGUAUGUAUGUGUCUGUGUGUAGUGUAUAAGGGAAUGCUGAUGGCUACACAAUAUAGUAUGUAUGCGUCUGUAUGUAUGUGUCUGUGUGUAGUGUAUAAGGGAAUACUGAUGGCUACACGAUAUAGUAUGUAUGUAUCUGUAUGUAUGUGUCUGUGUGUACUGUAUAAGGGAAUGCUGAUGGCUACACAAUAUAGUAUGUAUGCGUCUGUAUGUAUGUGUCUGUGUGUAGUGUAUAAGGGAAUGCUGAUGGCUACACAAUAUAGUAUGAAUGUGUGUGUAUGUGUGUACUGUAUAAGGGAAUGCUGAUGGCUACACAAUAUAGUAUGUAUGCGUCUGUA
Messenger RNA from Mya arenaria, 1525 nucleotides. RefSeq names its product paired box protein Pax-6-like. The transcript has 6 exons. NCBI's taxonomy places the organism in Eukaryota, Metazoa, Mollusca, Bivalvia, Myida, Myidae. Bases 88 to 1083 code for a protein of 331 amino acids. Gene Ontology annotation, molecular function: RNA polymerase II cis-regulatory region sequence-specific DNA binding; DNA-binding transcription factor activity, RNA polymerase II-specific. Gene Ontology annotation, biological process: anatomical structure development; regulation of transcription by RNA polymerase II. The record is from RefSeq and is a predicted model, not a curated record.